Messenger RNA from Effrenium voratum, 2224 nucleotides. The record is from the annotation of a GenBank genome assembly. Lineage: Eukaryota; Dinophyceae; Suessiales; Symbiodiniaceae.
AUGCAGUUAGCUCGCUGUCAGCGACGUGCAACAAACAUGUCGUACGGAUUAUUGCUUCGUAUUCACUGUUCGACCUGUUGAACAGCGAGCAACUUGCUACCUGACCUCCAAGCCCAGAGCAUGGCGCACAUGGUGGACACAUCUAGCCGCAUGCUGCACUUGCAAGCAAAUGGCUUAGAUGGCACCCGCAUCGACUUGACCGUGCCUGAGUCCAUGUCUGGCGGCGAGCUGUCAGAGCUCCUCUACUGCAGGCAGCCCAAGCGUGGCGCUACCCUGCUGCUUGUCAAAGACAAGGAGCUGUCGUCCAGCCAAACGCUCUUGGAGCAGGGCUUGAAGGACUGCCCUGCAGUGACCUUCCUUUACAAGCCAGCCAGCUUGCAGCAAGCCUGGCUGGCGUUGACAGGCCCUGAGCCUGAAUCCAACGCACAAGUGUUGCAGGGAAUAACCCAGCUCCACUUCAAUCGAGAUGAUGCCAGCUGCCUCACAGGUUUGAGACUACCAUGCAGCCUCCAGAGCCUGUCCUUCGGUGACACUUUUAAUCAAAGCCUGGAGGGUGUUACAUUUCCAAGCAGCCUCACAAGCUUGAAGUUUGGUCAUGAUUUCGAUCAGAGACUGGAGAAAGUUCGCUUUCCCUGUGACCUGGAAAGCUUGACCUUGGGCUGGCGCUUUAAUCAGACCCUCAGUGAUGUGCACCUCCCUUUGCAUCUUCAAACGUUGACUAUAAGCGGCCUUUUCAGUCAGAGCUUGGAGCAUGUGAAGUUUCCUUGCAGUCUCCGCGACUUGACCAUCCAGGGUUCUUUCAGCGAAGGAGAGCUUCGCAUGCACCUGCCUCCAAAGCUCAAACGUUUGCAUUUCGGCAAUCGGGUCAACCAGAGCUUGCAGCACUUGGAUCUUCCAGAUGGCCUCGAAAACUUGACCAUCUCAGGUGCUUUCAACCACAGCUUGGUGGGUGUGAAGCUUCCCAGCAGCCUUCAAAGCUUGAGCUUUGGUGACUGCUACGACCAGAGCUUGGAGGGAGUGGAUCUCCCAAGCAGCCUUCGCACCUUGAUCUUCGGGGAUGGGUAUAACCAAAACCUGGACAAGGUUAUGCUUCCCAAGUCCCUGCAAAGCUUGACCUUUGGAUGGCGCUUCGACCAGCCCUUGGACAAGUGCAAGUUGCCAGACAACCUGCAGAACUUGGCCUUUGGAGCCGACUUCAACCAGAGCUUAGAGCACGUGGCUUUGCCAAGCCUUAGGACCCUGACUUUCGGCGAUGCAUUCAACCAAUGCCUGGGGCCUGUCAUUUUUCCCGCUGGCUUGCAAUGCCUGAAGUUCGGCUUCAACUACAACCAGAGCUUAGAGGAGGUGAUUUUCCCCAACAGCCUACUGAGCUUGACCUUUGGACGUCGAUUCAACCAGAGCUUGGUGGGUGUGAACCUCCCUUGCAACCUGCGGCACCUGGAGUUCGGCUUUGAAUUCAACCAUUGCAUGGCUCAAGUGGUGCUCCCCUGCGCGCUUUCGACUCUGACCUUUGGAUGGCGCUUCAACCAGCCCUUGGAUUGCCUGGCGUUCCCCGAGGGCCUUAGGAGUCUCACAUUCGGCGUGGACUUCAACCAGUCCUUGGAGAACACGCGUUUUCCGCUAAGCCUCGAAAACUUGAAGUUUGGAGUGAAGUUCAACAAGAGUUUGGCGCAUGUGGCUCUUCCGGGCAAGCUUCGACACUUGGCCUUCAGCGACUGCUACAAUCAAAGCCUGGAGCAAGUGAUACUUCCUGGAAGCCUUCAGACCCUAACUUUCGGUGCAUGCUUUGAUCAGAGCCUGGAGAAUGUGAACCUCCCGGGUGACCUGCAGAGCCUCACCUUCGGUGCCUACUACAAUCAGCCUUUGGAAAGCACAAGCUUGCCAGGCAACCUUCGGAAUCUGAAUUUUGGCGAGUAUUAUGACCAAAGCUUGCAGGGGGUGAACUUGCCGGACGGCUUGCAUAGCUUGACCUUCGGCGAGUACUAUGGUCAGAGGUUGAACAAUGUGACCCUUCCCAACUCCCUGCACACGCUGGCAUUUGGAGGGGCAUUCAACCAGAGCUUGGAAGGAGUAAUGUUUCCGAGUGGCCUUCAAUCCCUAAUUCUUGGCGAAGCUUUCAAUCAGAGCUUCUGCCAUGUAAAUCUACCAAGUACAAUACGACACCUCAAGCAUGGGAGUGUUCUGCUCAGCUGCCAGUGAUUCUCCGUCUUUCUGUGGGCAAAGA